UAUACAUCAAAAACAUAGAGAAGAUGAAGAAGAGUAAGGUUCUUGUUGUGGGAGGAACUGGAUACAUCGGCAAGAGAAUUGUGAAGGCGAGUUUAGACCAAGGUUAUCCAACCUAUGUUCUUCAGAGGUCUGAGCUUGGCCUCCAGGACAUAGAGAAACUUCAGAUGUUAUUGUCUUUUAAGAAACAUGGGGCUCACCUUGUUAGGGCGUCCUUCUCUGAUCAUCAAAGUUUAGUUGACGCGGUUAAGAUGGUAGACGUCGUCAUAUGCACCAUGUCUGGCGUGCAUUUCCGCAGCCACAACCUCUUGUUGCAACUCAAGUUGGUUAAGGCAAUCAAAGAAGCGGGUAAUAUUAAGCGGUUCUUACCAUCAGAGUUCGGGAUGGAUCCAGCGAGAAUGGGGGACGCACUAGAGCCGGGACGAGAGACAUUUGAAGAGAAAAUGAUGGUAAGAAAAGCCAUUGAAGAAGCCAACAUUCCCUUCACUUAUAUUUCUGCAAAUUGUUUUGCGGGCUACUUUGUGGGUAAUCUCUCGCAGCCGGGCACCCUAGUUCCUCCAAUGGACAAAGUUGUCAUUUUUGGAGAUGGGAAUGUCAAAGUUGUUUAUAUGGACGAAGACGACAUAGCAACUUAUACGAUGAAAACCAUAGACGAUCCUCGAACAUUGAAUAAGACAUUGUAUAUUAGCCCAUCCGAAAAUAUCCUUAGCCAAAUAGAGUUGGUCCAAAUUUGGGAAAAGCUCAUAGGAAAAGAUUUAGAGAAAUAUAACAUUUCUUCUAAAUCCUACUUAUCGGCCUUGGAAGGCAUGGAUCACGCAAUGAAAGCUGGAUCGGGACAUUUGUAUCACAUUUUCUAUGAAGGUUGCUUGACCAACUUUGAGAUCGGAAAAGAUGGAGAAGAAGCUUCUCGACUAUACCCAGAGGUUGUGUACACUCGUAUGGAUGCUUACUUGAAGCGCUAUUUGUAAACGAUAGUUUGAAACAAUAUGGAAAGUUGCAUUUAUUAUCGAUUUGCAUUAAAAAUAUAAUAAGCUGAAUAUUCAUAAUCUCCUUGAAAAUAUUUGAUAUCUUAUAUAAGAUCAUAAUUAAUAAUUUGAAUAAUAUGUAAUAUUGUUCUUAUGAAUUUAAGUUGUUUUUAAAUUUGAUACUUUAAGUUAAGAGAAUGUUAUAAUUGCGUUUGUA
Impatiens glandulifera is the source of this 1179-nucleotide messenger RNA. Its product is annotated as isoflavone reductase homolog. The transcript has 4 exons. NCBI's taxonomy places the organism in Eukaryota, Viridiplantae, Streptophyta, Magnoliopsida, Ericales, Balsaminaceae. The record is from RefSeq and is a predicted model, not a curated record. Gene Ontology annotation, molecular function: oxidoreductase activity. Bases 24 to 965 code for a protein of 313 amino acids.